Messenger RNA from Scutellospora calospora, 1085 nucleotides. The record is from the annotation of a GenBank genome assembly. Lineage: Eukaryota; Fungi; Glomeromycota; Glomeromycetes; Diversisporales; Gigasporaceae.
AAAAUAACGAAAUCUAUACUUCGUUUGACAUGGCUCUUGCUAUUAAAAAAGAUAUUUGGGUUAAAAAUACUUUCAUGUUUCCAAUACUAAAAACUGCAUCGAUCAUUCAGCCCGGAGUCUCCGCGUUCUUUUUUCCUAUACUAAAUAAGCUGUCCUUGCCAGUAUCUUUAAAUUCACGUUUUCCAAAACUUUCCAUCCAUUUAUCACUCACACUCGGAACUCCCUUUCGAAUAUCGAAAUCUUCUUUAAUACCGUUACCUUUCCAUACACAGAUCAAAAAAAUUAAAAUAAUGAAUACACGAAGAACUCGUAAAGAGCCACGAAAUAAUGCAUCCCGCAGGACGGGCCCUUGGGAACCACAGGAAGAUGAAAAGUUAUUAGAAAUAGUAGCAGAAUUGGGUGUGAAGCACUGGAAAUUAAUUGGAAUAAGACAUGGUCUUCGUGACGGAAAGCAAUGUCGCGAACGAUGGCAUAACCACUUAAACCCUGACUUAACAUAUGGCCCCUUGACUCCCGAAGAAGAUGAAAAAAUACUAUUAUAUUUUUCUGAAAUGGGUACAAAAUGGGCAGUGAUGAGUCAAUUAUUAGGAAGACCUGCCAAUUUAAUCAAAAAUCGGUAUUAUUCCUCAUUAUCAAAAAAACGUGGUCACCAUGCUACGAUUAUUGAAGAUUCAGAUGAUGCUACAAGUAGUACAAGUGUUUCAUCCGAUUCUCCAAGACCAAAAAAACGUCGCAUCACUAAGGAUGUCUCUACCUCACCUUCUUUAAGUGAUUAUGAAUCAUCACAUAUUUCUCGGAAAAAAACAUUUAAACAAAUAUCACUAGAAAACUCGCUCACCGAACGGUGGAUUCCUGAAGGCCAUUAUUAUCAAAUAAAUUCUUGGCAUUCGCUGCAAUCUCCAAUCUCGAGCCCUGAGGCCAUAGAAAUUCACUUAAACUGUCCUACUUAUAACUAUAGUCCUCCUCCAACACCGACCUAUACACCAAUACCGUCCCCUGUUCCAAUGUAUCAUAAUCAUAAGAAUAAUUGUACAGCAGCUUUAGAGCAACUCGCAGAUUUGGCUAUUCAGAAUGCUACAAGGUAA